AUGACCUUAAUCCUACAAACCCCAUAUGGUUUUCAUGGUAGUAAUCUUUAUGGGAGAAGAUCAGGAGAUCUUUCUCCCGCGGAGCCAUUGGGUACGUCUGUCACUAAUGUAACAGCUACUGAUGCUGAUGACCCAGUUUAUGGAAACAGUGCAAAGUUGGUUUAUAGUAUCUUGGAAGGGCAGCCUUAUUUUUCCAUUGAGCCUGAAACAGCUAUUAUAAAAACUGCCCUUCCUAACAUGGACAGAGAAGCCAAGGAGGAGUACCUGGUUGUUAUCCAAGCCAAAGAUAUGGGUGGGCACUCCGGUGGCCUGUCUGGAACCACAACACUUACAGUUACCCUUACCGAUGUUAAUGACAAUCCUCCGAAAUUUGCACAGAGUCUGUAUCAUUUCUCAGUACCAGAAGAUGUAGUUCUUGGCACUGCAAUAGGAAGGGUGAAAGCCAAUGAUCAGGACAUUGGUGAAAAUGCACAGUCAUCCUAUGACAUCAUUGAUGGAGAUGGAACAGCACUCUUUGAAAUCAGUUCUGAUGCUCAGGCCCAGGAUGGCAUUAUAAGACUAAGACGGCCUCUGGACUUUGAGACCAAAAAAUCCUAUACGCUGAAGGUGGAGGCAGCCAAUGUCCAUACUGACCCACGUUUCAGCAGCAGGGGGCCUUUUAAAGACACGGCAACAGUCAAGAUUGUGGUUGAGGAUUCCGAUGAACCCCCUGUCUUCUCUUCACCAACUUACCUCCUCGAAGUUCAUGAAAAUGCUGCUAUCAACUCUGUGAUUGGCCAAGUGACUGCUCGUGACCCUGAUAUUACUUCCAGCCCUAUAAGGUUCUCCAUCGACCGGCAUACGGACCUGGAGAGACAAUUCAACAUCAAUGCAGAUGAUGGGAAGAUAACUCUGGCAACACCACUUGACAGAGAAUUAAGUGUAUGGCACAACAUAACAAUCAUUGCUACUGAAAUUAGGAACCACAGUCAGAUAUCUCGAGUACCUGUUGCUAUUAAAGUGCUGGAUGUCAAUGACAACGCCCCUGAAUUCGCAUCCGAAUAUGAGGCAUUUUUAUGUGAAAAUGGAAAACCCGGCCAAGUAAAUAUCUCCAUGUUGUUAAUGCUGAAUAUGUUUGUAUACAAUUGUCUCAUAUUUGAUUAACCUGCAUUAUAAUGUGGAUUUGCAUCAUUUACAAUCUGCAAAGUCACAGGCAAGGCACACAUCCAAAUGGGAGCAGAGAAGGAAUAUUCUCUUUCCUUAGAUGUUAACUCUUUUCCUACUUAUGACCAAAUUGGCUCCUGAAGUGGAACAACCAUGAACUAAGAGCAAAAUAACUGUCUUAAAACAUCUGGGUAUAUGGAUGAUAGCAGGGAGGUCUUACAGAGAUGGGGCCUGAAUUGUGACUUUCAAAUUUCAGGGAGCAAGGGAACAACUCACAGGAAGGGAACAUUUGUUUUAUAUCAAAUGUAUGAAGUAACACAUACUAGUGGAACCCAAGACAACAAGUGGUGUAUAGGAAGUUGUAGGAAGUGAAUAUUGAAAUCUGUAGUAAUGUAGUUAUAUUUAGAUAAACAUAAGAUAGAAACACUUUUUAGGCAGGCAGGUAGAUCACUUAAUAAUUGUGUAUUGAUGCAGGGUGUUUUAUGCUUAUGUGUCCUCAUAGUAUGGACAGGGGUAAUAUGGACAAAGAGAAGAAAGAAAGUCAAUAGAAAGAAAGAAAGAAGGAAGGAAGUGUAGGUGGAAAGGAAGGAGGCAGGAAGGAAAGAAAAGAAGGAAUGGAGGGAAGGAGACAGAGGGAGGGAGAAAGGAAAGGAAGGAAGGCAUGGAGGAAGGGGAAGAGGGAGGGAGGGAGAGAGGGAGGGAAGGGAAGAUAAAACAAGCAAGAAAAAAGAAACCAGAAACCUGCUAUACUCUGAAUGUCAAAAUGGAAAUAGCCUCUGUAAAGUUCUACAAAAACACAAAUGUAAUAGAUUUAUUUUAACAAGGUGCCGAAGUACUGUAUGUUUAAGAAAUUUAUCGUUUUUCAACUUCCUAAUUUAUUUCUGGAUGGUGACAUUUUAAUUUAAAUAAACAGCAGCUGACAGCAUGACACUGGAGUUGUUAAUCCAACUAUUCUUGUGCCUCAUGUGGGUGUUAGGAAUUAAACUUACUAUUUGCCAAGCAGCUUACCUGACAAGAGUCAGAUUUUUUUUUUCCCUUCAAGAAGGAAAUAGCACUGUAGUUCUAUGCUUUUAUUUAAUCAUUACAAAAGAUCAAUGUGUUACCUCCCAGAAAACGAUGGGUAUUUUCCCCUAGACUACUCUCAUAUAUCUGAAGGAUUAAUAUUGUCUUCAUGUACCAGAAUAAGACAUACACACACAUACAAACACAAACCAAAAACCAAACUCAUUGCUGUCAAGUUGAUUCUGACUCAUAGCAACCCUCUAGGACCGAGUAGAACUGCCCCAUAGGAUUUCUAAGGCUGUAAAUCUUUACGGAAGCAGACUGCCACAUCUUUCAAACCACAGACCUUUCGGUUAACAGCUGAGCACUUAAUCACUGUGCCACCAG
This is a messenger RNA of Loxodonta africana (African savanna elephant), 2532 nucleotides long. It is a transcript of the gene CDH8, whose product is annotated as cadherin 8. NCBI's taxonomy places the organism in Eukaryota, Metazoa, Chordata, Mammalia, Proboscidea, Elephantidae. Gene Ontology annotation, biological process: calcium-dependent cell-cell adhesion; cell-cell adhesion mediated by cadherin; adherens junction organization. Gene Ontology annotation, molecular function: calcium ion binding; cadherin binding. Gene Ontology annotation, cellular component: adherens junction; plasma membrane; axon terminus. The transcript has 7 exons. The record is from RefSeq and is a predicted model, not a curated record. Bases 1 to 1143 code for a protein of 380 amino acids.